This is a messenger RNA of Knipowitschia caucasica, 1062 nucleotides long. The record is from the annotation of a GenBank genome assembly. Lineage: Eukaryota; Metazoa; Chordata; Actinopteri; Gobiiformes; Gobiidae.
AUGACGUCUCGCAGGCGGAUAGAGUGUCGCAGUGGAGCCGCUGCCUCCACGGGGCUCCUGACUGACAUCCACACUCCCAUUCUCUCCGAGGCCUUUGAGAGUGUGUAUGAAAUCACCGGGGAGCUGGGCAGGGGGAAGUUUGCGGUGGUGAAGCGCUGUGUGGAGAAAGCUUCUGGUAAAGUCUUUGCCGCUAAGUUCCUGAAGAAGAGAAGGCGAGGACGGGACUCGCGGGCAGAGGUGGUGCACGAGAUGGCCGUGCUGGAGAUGACCCGGAACAACGCCAGAGUGGUUAACCUCCACGGAGCCUACGAGACAGACCACGACAUUGUCCUGGUGCUGGAAUACGCUGCAGGAGGAGAGAUCUUUGACCACUGUGCGACAGACGAGCUGCUGCCCGAGCCUCAGAUCACUCGUCUGAUCCGACAGACGCUGGAGGGAGUGCACUACCUCCACCAGAGCAGCCUGGUGCACCUGGACCUCAAGCCUCAGAACAUCCUGCUGACGAGCCUGUCCCCCGUGGGCGACAUCAAGAUCGUGGACUUUGGUCUGGCUCGGCGGCUGGGCGUCGUGGGAGAGCUCAGAGAGAUCCUGGGCACACCUGAAUACGUGGCCCCUGAAAUCCUGAACUACGAGCCCAUCACCACAGCCACAGACCUCUGGAGCGUGGGUGUGAUCGCGUACAUGCUGGUGACCGGGGAGAGUCCGUUUGUGGGAGACGACAAACAGGAGACGUAUCUGAACGUGUCUCAGGUCAACGUGGACUACAGCAGCGAGUCCUUCUCCAGAGUCAGCGAACUCGCGGUGGAUUUCAUCAGGAAACUGCUGGUCAAAGCCCCAGAGGACCGUCCCAGUGCCGCCGAGUGCAUGAGCCACCCCUGGUUGUGGCAGCAGCCUCUGUCCCUGAGCUGCGAUUUCUCCUGUGGCCUGCGACCAGUCAGAGAACGCAGCUGUGGAACCAAGUGGGCCAUUCCCCCGGAGGACACCGAGGACAAGGAGAACGUGCUGGAGUCUCCCCACGCACACGCCAAAAAGUUCAGGCUGGAAGAAGACGGGGACUUUUGA